This is a messenger RNA of Polyodon spathula (Mississippi paddlefish), 6400 nucleotides long. RefSeq names its product connector enhancer of kinase suppressor of ras 2-like. The record is from RefSeq and is a predicted model, not a curated record. Lineage: Eukaryota; Metazoa; Chordata; Actinopteri; Acipenseriformes; Polyodontidae. Gene Ontology annotation, molecular function: protein binding. Gene Ontology annotation, biological process: regulation of signal transduction. Gene Ontology annotation, cellular component: membrane; cytoplasm. Bases 192 to 3398 code for a protein of 1068 amino acids. The transcript is spliced from 24 exons.
GGGACAUCAGCCACGGCAGCUCAGCUGUAUGUGUGUGUGUGGAUUGCACCAUCAUACGCUCCCCUGUACCUACUUACAGCCAUGCUUUGAAAGACUAUCUAUAUCUGUUACAUAUAUACAUUUAUAUUUUGUAUUACUGAUUAAUCAAAGCAUUGCUCAUUUGGCGUGAGUAGAAGAAAGUGACUUCGGCUAUGGCUUUAGUAAUGGAACCUAUUAGCAAAUGGACACCCAAGCAAGUACUGGACUGGAUGAAAGGACUUGACGACUGCCUUCAACAGUACAUUAAGAAUUUCGAGCGGGAGAAGAUCAAUGGGGAGCAGCUCCUUCACAUCACCCACCAGGAGCUGGAGGAGCUGGGGGUCACCCGUAUCGGACACCAGGAGCUCAUUCUGGAGGCUGUGGAUCUGCUCUGUGCACUGAAUUAUGGCCUUGAGACAGAGAACCUGCGAACACUCUCCCACAAGCUCAAUGCCUCGGCCAAGAACCUACAGAACUUCAUUGCUGGCCGGCGGAGGAGCGGGCACUAUGACGGCAGGGCCUCUCGACGGCUACCCAACGACUUCUUGACCUCCGUGGUCGACCUCAUCGGUGCUGCCAAGAACCUCCUGGCCUGGCUGGACAGAUCUCCUUUUGUAAGCGUGACAGAGUAUUCAGUGUUGAAAAACCAUAUUGUUCAACUGUGCCUGGAACUAACGACCAUAGUGCAACAGGAUUGCACUGUGUAUGAAACAGAAAACAAGAUCCUCCAUGUGUGUAAAACUCUGUCUGGAAUAUGUGACCACAUCAUCUCCCUCUCCUCUGAUUCGCUUGUCUCUCAGUCUGCUCACCUGGAGGUCGUCCAUCUCACCAACAUCAUGCCCAGCGAUGGCCUGGGGAUGUACAUCAAGUCAACAUAUGAUGGGCUGCAUGUAGUCACUGGAACCACUGAAAAUUCUCCCGCAGACCUGUGCAAGAAGAUCCACGCAGGGGAUGAGGUCAUCCAAGUCAACCACCAGACUGUGGUGGGCUGGCAGCUGAAGAACCUGGUGAACGCGCUGCGAGAGGAUCCCAAUGGCGUCAUCCUCACGCUAAAGAAGCGACCCCAGAACACGCUGACCUCAGCCCCUGCCCUGCUCAAGAAUGUACGCUGGAAACCCCUCGCCCUCCAGCCCAUCCCUACGAGCCCUAAUAGCUGCUCAACCACCCCAACAAACACGAUGGGCAUGUCUUCGAAGGUGGACAGCUCUAACAUGCAUGACGUUUUUAUCCUCUCUCCUGUCUCAGGGCUUUAUGGACCGAGGGAAGACAUGGGCAUCAUGUCCUGUGAUGACAUCAGCAAGUACGGAAUGGGAAAGUCUGGGAUGAAGGGCUCAGAAUCUCCCAGCUACUUCCUGGACCAUGAGAGUGGGAAGUACUACACACUGAUGGAGGGGGAGGGCGUCUCGGUGGGGCCAGACUACGAACGGGGGAGAUCGACUGGUGUGCGGAGACGAGAGAGGACGCCCACUCACGGUGACCUAAGGCCAGUUUCCAUGCCAACGGAGUACAGCUGGAUAGGAGAGACCAAGGAGCCCAACAUGUACAAGAGGGGGAGCAGAGACUCUGAGAACUCUCUCCUUCGUUACCUGAGUGACGACAAGAUCCUGGUGAUUCAGGAGGAGCCCGAGACCCAGCGGGAGUGUAAGCGGGACACGGGCCAGCGAUCCCGGAAGAAGGGCAAGAACCCCAGCAGCCCCAGCUAUCCCAUCAGCCCCUCCCUGCUGACAUCCACUGUGCGGCUGGACUCUUCCCAGUCAGAGUUGCUGUCCUUCCCUCUGCCCGAGAGCAACACUGUCCCCCUCUACCACAGAGCUGGGGACACGCUGCGAGGAGAUUCAGAUCGGUAUGCUAGUUCUGGAAUAGAUAGACAAGGGGUCACAUCCAUGAGGAAGUCAUUUCAUUACGCCUCCUUAAGGACUAAAACCAAAAAGAGAACCAAAGGCUCUCUGACCAGUGGAAGCCGGCGGAGGAUCUCCUGUAAAGACCUGGGCCAUGGCGACUGUGAGGGCUGGCUCUGGAAGAAGAAGGAUGCCAAGGGCUACUUCAUCCAGAAGUGGAAGAAGUACUGGUUCAUCCUGAAGGAUUCCUCACUCUACUGGUACACCAACCAGAACGAUGAGAAGGCAGAAGGGUUCAUCAGUCUCCCAGAGUUCAGGAUAGACCGAGCCAUCGAAUGCAGACGGAAAUUCGCCUUUAAAGCAUGCCACCCCAAAAUCAAGAGUUUCUUUUUUGCCACGGACUGCCUAGAGGAAAUGAACAGGUGGAUGAAUCGCCUGGGACUCGCGGCUAUCGGCUACACACCUGACGACAAGGUACCUCGACCUGAUGAAGACUACUGGAGUGAAAGUGACCAGGAUGACAUUGAUGGUUCCCUCACCCUGAAACAGGAAGGUCCUUCCUCCAUGUGUGACACCUACCAUCGGACCCCCUCCGUGAACUCCUCCAGCCCGUUCCCAGAGCCCAAACACGGGCGGCACUUCUCGAGCGAGUCGACCUACUCUCAGUCGUCAGCGGAGGACUCCAGGCAGGACCCCACAGGCAGUACGCACUCCUCGGGCUGUCGGUCCUCGUACCGCGAGCGUCGCUCCUGGCAGGACCUGAUCGAGACCCCGCUCACCAGCUCUGGGCUGCACUUCCUGCAGACGGUGCCCUCUGACCCUGAGUACACGGGUGGCCGGCCGGGUAUGUCCCCUGAGCGGCGGAGACAGGCCACCCUGCCCGUGCAGCGCCGCCACCACACAGACCGCGACGGGCCAUUCCCGCUGGUGGGGUGCGAACGUGGCUUCAAUCCCCACCGGCGGGCGCACAAGCAACGUAGCCAGAGCCUGCCACGGAACCGCGAUUCCCGGGGCAAGGGCAGCGUGCACCCAGCGGGGCUGUCCGAGGAGAAGUCAGAGGACGAAGAGAUUGAGUUCCGCAAGCAGAAUGGAUCCAGUAAAGAAGAGGGCCAGCGGGAGGAGCGGGAGAGAGACAGGGAGCAGGAGAGCCGCGAUGGGCUGCAGGAGCUCUAUAAGACCUUGGAGCAGGCCAGCCUGUCCGCCUUCGGGGAGCAGCGGCCAUCCACCAAGCAGGAGUUCCGGCGCUCAUUCAAUAAAAGGUGCAACGACCCCGUCAUCAACGAGAAGCUGCACCGGAUCAGGGCCCUGCGCAGCACGCUCAAGGCGAAGGAGGGCGACUUGGGCGUGAUUAACCACCUUCUUGACAACCCAAACCUGACCUCGAAGAAGUUCAAGGAGUGGAAGCAGAGGCACCACGAGCUGUUCGUGGACAUUUGCGAGUUCAGCUCAGGGCCCAGCAAGCCUCAGAACGGAGCCUCCGAACUGUCGGCCCUGCCUCCCCUCAUGACACACACCCACUCCUUCAUCGAGACGCACGUCUGAGACACAAGGGGGUGCUGUGGAGCCUGCUGACAGUUCCUGAAGAACACAAUCAACCCCCAGCCCACCUUCUGCCUCACCCUUGAAAAGACAGUCCCAAUCCCCAUACCCACCCAACCCCAACAGCCAACCACUGUAAUAUUUGUAAAUAAUGUAUUCAAAACAAAAAGUUAUCCUGUAAAUACAUUGGAUGAAAGAGAAUAGUGCCACAGGAUGCCUAAAACAUGCAUGAACAGAAAGUAUUAUCCUUAUGUUUUCUUCUUAACAAAAAAAAAAAAAACAAACAAACAAACAGAAACAUAUUUUAGUUGUGCUGUUGUGGAGCACUGUGUGCAUUUUAAUUUAAUUUAAUUUAAUUUAUUUUUUUGCGAUAAACAAGAGGCAAUGUAGCAGCAUUAUUGAUGGGGAAUCUCUCCUACCAGUAUUAAAGCUUAUAAUGCAACAGCUCUCAUAAACUGCUCACAGAUUUUUAUAUAUAUAUUUAUAUAAUUAUUAUUAUUACUAUUAUUAUUAUAAUUAAUUGUUUUUAAGCGAUGGAUUAAAGGUAACCCAAUAGUAGGAUCUAGGGACAUCUACCGACUCACUAACGGAAGGGACCCAGAAGAAACCUUAUGCGUAACUCUUUACUGGCUGGACAGUUUUCUGAAAAAAAACAACACGCAUGACAUUCUAACAUGCACUGGGAAAGAGUAACGAUUCACAUAAAGCAGCUACUCAAUAAAUCAUUUAAAACUGUGACUAAAAUCCUUGUGAAUGCAAUCUUUAGAUUCUGGCUAUUCAGAAUCCCCCAAAAAAGAGAAAAGAAACGCUUGCUUGAAUCAUCUCUGUUGCUUCAGUCACAAGCCAGUAUUGCUUAGAAAGACAUUCCUGGCUCUGGGCUGAACUCAGGUUUUUGUUCUUUUCUGUUCUGUUCUGUUGAAGCACCUUUAUGUCAACUAUUGGCUUACAUUCAUACAGCAUUAGCAUACUCUUGAGCGCAUUGCAAUUCUAUGCAUUUGAUAACAAGCUAGUGCUUCAUGAAUGUGCCCCAAUACAACUUGUCACUAAGCUCCUUCAGACAUCAGAAGGCAGCUCCACUCUACAGCUGAAAUGAACUGAGAUAACUCCUUAUUGUUUUGUUUUUAAGGGAUAACUGAAACACAAGCCGUUCCCACAUCACAGCUAAUGUACACUAUCCUCACAUUACCCUCCAUAGAGAAGGGACUGAGCUGCCAGCCUACUCCUCCAAAUUCAGACUGUACUUGAGCUCAGUGACCCAGGCAUCAAACUCAUUGAACUCAAAGAGAACCAUUGGUAGCAAAUCAUAUUAACUCAUCAGUUCAUUUAAGACAGUUUAAAUACCGUUAUCCCAAUUUUAGAUUAAUAAUGAGACUCUCCGAGCCAUUGUUAUAAUUAGAAUAUAUUCCCGUAGCAUAUACAGCCUUCAUUAAAGGGAAGGCCAAAGAAAGUGUGCCAUACAAACCUCUGGACAAUAGAAAUUAGCCGGCAUUCAUACUGAUGGUUCUAGUGAAACAUACUUUGGAGAAGUGUUUCAAAUAGUUUAGCUUGUAAAGAAACCUUUUUUUUUUUUUUAAGACAAAGCUAAUAAAUGAUUGUAGUGAAUGAUCUUGAAUUUAUUGCUAAAUUCUUAUUGAAAGAACAGUUCUUCACAGGAAAAGUGUGUUUGAAGUAAUUAACAACUGCCGCAUUCAAGCCCUUUGUGUGGCUGCUUGGAGAAAUGAGCAUCACUCGAGGGUGUUUAAAAAUCAAACAAAACUCGACUUCAUAACCAAGCUACCUUUGUUGUCUUUAUCAUGACUUGUUAAGUGCCACGACUACCUUGUAAAGAAUGUAGAGACCACAGGAAGAGAUCAAACACAGGUUUGUGUGUUGGUGGCUGAGGGAGCUGCUUACCUUGGUUUCUGUCCAGCCCAGUCGUACAUCUGGUACUGACAUUGUUAGUGGGUUUGAUGCUAAUUUUUUCUUUCCUGCAUUGCUAUUGGGUUCUAUAAUGCAGUAUGUGAUGAGUGCAGAGCACAUACAGUGUAGCAGCACACUGGUCCCAUAUAGCAUCUUCAUUUUCUUCACACCCCGCUAUAAGAUACUCACGACAUUCAAUCAUAUUGUCAUUCUAACCACACAAUCAGAUUUCAAACAUUAAAAGUGAACUGAGACAAUGUCUACAAAAAGUACCAUCUAGCAAAGAAUUGGGCUUAUUUCAGUGCUACUGUGAAAGCAAUCGGGUCUCAGAAAACGGGCAUGAUACAGUCAGCCAAUUGGUUAUUUUUUAAAUAUGGCAAUAUAUACAGAAUGUGCAUACUCUGUACACAAUGAGAUUUUAAUAUUGGUUAUGUUGUAACACUAAAAGAAACGUUCUUGUUCCAUAAAUCUUAGCAGUGGAUGUGGUUUUGAAAGAAACACGUUGUAGUGAACGGGAUGGAAGUGGAAUGAAAUUCAGUUGUCCGUUACAAUCACUUUAAUAUCUUAAAUGAGAAAGACUUCUAGUCAAAAGGCUUGUCAUUCUUUUAGUAGUAUUACGUAUUCUACCAUCAAGUGGUUUCGUGUAGCAUCAAGGGAUUAUGUUUUUGAGUUCAGUUCAGUUAAGAUCAAGCAUGCUUGGGUUGGCAACACCUGAUUACGCAAUGGAAGAGAAAGCGUGAGAACCUUCCAACAAUGUAAACUAAACCAGAAUGGGCUUCUAACACUGUCCUUUGAGCCACACAGGCUAACCAAAUAUUUUAUGUGCAUCAAUAAUAGUCCUGGUAGGCUGGCCAUUAUAUUCUCGUUGUAGUCUCUGGCAUCUAUAAGUAUAAUGAAGUUUUAUGUGUAAGUACUAAUACACUGAAUGCUGAAUGUAUUUGAAAAUGAUGUAAAGAUUUUAUUAGUGAGUCACAGAAAUGACCAUACACACAAAUUUAAAACCACACUUAAAUCUGAAUUUAACUAUCCUUUAUAAUAAAAAAGAUAACAGUGAACUUCAAGAUGUUGAUAGUAAUGCCAAGUCUAACCUAUUCUGUUUUUUUAUU